GAACACUCGGUAUAUCUUUCAAAAUACAUUGACAUUCCGAAAUUAUUCGUCAAAAUGAAUUAAAUUAUAGCCUUAAAAUAUGUUAUUACAUAUUACUUUUCAACUAAAUUACCGGCUUUUCGAUUUUUAAAUAUGUUUAAAGAGCCUUCCUUUUUCGAAUUUGCGACCCGAAAUUCAGAAAUAACCAGUAAAUUCAGAAGAAAAUGGAAAUGAAAGCGUUAGGACAACCAACGCACGCUACCCACCCUCACAUAAUCAACAAGGGCGAAAUUACCUCGUUGACAACGAGAUCCGAAUAUAAACACAGGAGAUUCGUUCUAAUCGAUCAAAUUAAGAGUCAUGCGAAAAAAAUGCAUAUGGCUUCCAACAACCAUUUGAUCGUAGUUCCAGCUUCUUCGACGCAAUACAUGUCCGGUAAAAUCCCCUACAAUUUUCGCCAAAACACCGAUUUCCUCUAUUUGACCGGUUGCUUGGAACCGGAUUGUUGUUUCGUGACAACGAUAAUCAACGAGGAAUUCAGCACGACUCUGUUCACCAGGGAAACGGAUAAAAACGCCGAGAAAUGGGACGGUCCCAGAACGAAUCACCGGGACGCCGCGGAUUUCUUCGGCGUCAAUCAAAGUUUACCGAUAAACGUAUUGAACGAUUUUAUACGGGGGUUCGUCAAAUACGUGGCUAAUUUGAUCGUGUGGUACAAUUUCGUGAAUCCCAUUCAAAUGCACGUGCAUUCCAUCAUGGAGAAUUUCAUGUCGGAUUUCGGGACGACUUUGACUUGCGAAAAUCCCACCAUUUUCAUCCAGCAAAUGAGAUUGAUAAAGAGUCCCAGCGAAGUCGCCUUGAUGAGGAAAACCUGCAGGAUCGCUAGCGAUGCUUUUAUCGAAACAAUCAAGUGCUCGUCGCCCGGUAUCAUAGAAAGUCAAUUGAACGCAAAAUUCGAUUUCGAGUGCAAAAUCAGGGGCGCCGAAAACAUGGCCUAUCCUCCUAUAAUAGCCGGAGGGAAAAGGGCUUGUAUCAUCCACUACAGUAAUAACAAUCAAGUAUUGUCCAAGGAUGAUGUAGUUUUAAUGGACGGAGGUUGCGAAUAUCACGGUUAUUGCAGCGAUAUAACGAGAACGUGGCCGGUAGGGGGCGCUUUCUCGCCGGAACAGAAGAGCAUCUAUAAGAUCGUGUACGAAGCCAACUGCGAAUUGAUCGAUAUGUGCAAAUCGUUUCCGAGUCUGGACGCCCUCUACGAGAGAAUGUUGAUCACCGUGGGAGUGAAAUUGCAACAUUUGGGUUUGUUGUCCAGAUACGAGACGAUCAAGAGCGUCAUGAAGGUGGCUCAACAAUUGUGUCCGCAUCAUUGCUGCCAUUUCCUAGGAAUGGACGUUCACGAUACGCCCAUGAUAAAAAGGAGCAUAAAAAUGCGGCCCGGGAUGAUUAUAACCGUGGAACCCGGUAUUUACAUCAACGAGGAAAACACGCUGUUUCCGAAAAAUUACCGGGGCAUCGGGGUGCGCAUCGAAGAUGAUGUUUUAAUAACCGAAACAGGUCCAGUGGUUUUGAGCGAUUUUUGUCCCAAAGAUAUCGAACAAAUCGAAAAGUUGGCCAGCGAAUUUUCCAAAUUGCCAUCGGGAUAUAUUUGACAAUGCACCACUGACUAGAUGGAACAAUCAAUCGACCCCAUUGAAUUUUAUUCGGAAUUCCAUAAUUAUUAAUUUUAAUUUACAAAAUAUUAUGUACAUAAUAUGUAAUAAUGAACGAAAGAAACGAAUUAAAUAAGAGGCUAUUAUUAAUCGA
Phyllotreta striolata is the source of this 1779-nucleotide messenger RNA. NCBI's taxonomy places the organism in Eukaryota, Metazoa, Arthropoda, Insecta, Coleoptera, Chrysomelidae. The record is from the annotation of a GenBank genome assembly.